AGGGAGGGAGGAAAAAUGAAGGAGCUUCGGAGCGCUGGAGCUCUGACUGUGGACGAGCUGAUCCUGAGCGGCCACAGAGCGGAGCCACCGGCGCCCACUGGUCCCCGAAGCUGCCAAUCGGGGCGUAAUCCUGUAGGAAUUUCUCCCGGGUUUAGCUGGGAGUCACACUGCCGCCUCCUCUCCCCCAGACGCCCGGAGGAGCUGGGAGAAGCAGGCAAGGGAGGGAGGGAGGGAGCGGGAGGAGAAGAGGAGUUGGGGGGAGGAUCGGGGGAGGAGGAUCGGGGGAGGGAGGCCGUGGCGGAGAGGAGGAGGGGCAGAGCCGCUGAGCCACUAGCCGAGCUCGGACGCGCUUCCCUCCAGAUACUCCGGGAGCUCCAGCCGCGCGAGUCGCGCGCUUUCGCCGCUCUGCCCCCAAACUUCAGCUGCAGCUACAUUCCAAGCCAUCUGAUUUAUUCCUCAAAACCAGCAACGGAACCGCGACACUGGGAAGGAGUCCGCGGAGGAGUAAAACAGCCGCAGAGCAAGAAGAGCUCGAGAGAGCAGCCUCCCCGGAGCACCAACUCGGCUUCGGGAGUGCAGAAACCAACAAGUGAGAAGGCGCCGCAUUCCCGGGGCGCAGCCGCGGGCGGCGGGAGCAGGCGCAGGAGGAGCCAGCGAGCGCCCCCGAGCCGGGAGCCCCAGUGCCGGAGCCCCAGCCGCGGUCGUUGCGUGCUCCGGUCCGGAUCUCUUCGCACCGGCUGCGCCGGGCGCUAGGCAGUAGGCUUCGUUUCGCCCUCCUUGCCAGCGGCGGCUGGGAGCAGCCGGUCUCCGGAGAAUAUGCGGCGCGCUUGGAUCCUGCUCACCUUGGGCUUGGUGGCCUGCGUGUCGGCGGAGUCGAGAGCAGAGCUGACCUCUGAUAAAGACAUGUACCUCGACAACAGCUCCGUCGAAGACGCUUCGGGAGUUUAUCCUAUCGAUGAUGACGACUAUGCUUCUGCAUCAGGUUCAGGAGCUGAUGAGGAUGUAGAGAGCCCAGAGCUGACAACAUCCCGACCACUUCCAAAGACAGGGUUCACGAGUGCUGUUCCGAAAGUGGAAACCACGACACUGAAGAUCCAGAACAAGAUACCUGCUCAGACGAAGUCACCUGAAGAAAUUGAUAAGGAAAAAGUUCCUCUCUCUGACUCAGAAAGGAAAAUGGACCCCGCUGAAGAGGAUACAAAUGUGUAUACUGAGAAGCACUCAGACAAUCUGUUUAAACGAACAGAAGUCCUGGCAGCGGUCAUUGCUGGCGGAGUUAUCGGCUUUCUCUUUGCGAUUUUCCUUAUCCUGCUGUUGGUGUAUCGCAUGAGAAAGAAGGAUGAAGGAAGUUAUGACCUUGGAGAACGCAAACCAUCCAGUGCUGCUUAUCAGAAGGCACCGACUAAGGAGUUUUACGCCUGAAACUCCCACUUAGUGUCUCUAUUUAUGAGAUCACUGAACUUUUAAAAAUAAAGCUUUUGCAUAGAAUAAUGAAGAUCUUUGUUUUUUGUUUUUUGUUUUUUGUUUUUUCCAUUAAAGGGCCAUUCUGGCACUUUAAUGAUAAAACCCCAUUGUAUUUAAAACUUUUCAUGUAUUUCUUUAGAACGACAUAAAAUUAAAACUUAACAUCUGCAGUGUUCUGUGAAUAGCAGUGGCAAAAUAUUAUGUUAUGAAAACGCUCUAUGUUCAUGGAAUCGGUUUAAACUUUUAUGGGCAGAUACAAAAUGAUUGUUUUUAUCCUCUGGUUCGAAGAUGAAAGCUGUUUAAUUUGUGUCCGCAUGUCUCUGAUGGACCUUACCAAGUUGGUCUUAACUUUGUUAAUUUAUCUGUUGUUCCCCUCUCUCCUCUACUCUUCCCCUCUUGUCCCCUUGAAAACAAAACAAAACUCUAUGCCUUUUGUAGCUGUUACGGUGCAAUUUGUCUUUGGAUAAUUCAGAUAAUGGUAAUUUAGUGUAUAUGUGAUUUUCCAAAUAUGUAAACUUUAACUUCCACUUUGUAUAAAUUUUUAAGUGUCAGACUCUCCAUUUUACACUUGCUUUGUUUUUCAUUACCUGUAGCUUCAGGCAGAUUUGCAACAGCAAAUUAAUGUAUAAAAUCGGACGAUUACCACAAAACUGUUCAGUCAUAGCUAUGUAAUCACAUCUUCUUUUGGGAGGAUUUGAUGUGAGUUAACUGACAAGCCUCAGCAAACCCAAAGAUGCUAACAGUAUUUUGAGAAGUUGCUGCAGAUUCCUUUGGCCACUGUAUUUGUUAAUUUCUUGCAAUUUGAAGGUACGAGUAGGGGUUUAAGGAGAAAUCAGUUUUUGUUCUUAAAAAUGCAUUUAAGUUGUACACGUCUUUUUAAGCCUUUGAAGUGCCUAUGAUUCUAUGUAACUUGUUGCAGACUGGUGUUAAUGAGUAUAUAUAACAGUUUAAAAAAAAAGUCGGUAUUUUAUAAGCACAGACAAUUCUAAUGGUAACUUUUGUAGUCUUAUGAAUAGACAUCAGUUGUCAUUUGGGAACAUAAAAACUACUGAAUAAAUCAUGUGGCCUAAUAUUGAAAA
Molecule: messenger RNA, 2543 nt
Organism: Mustela lutreola (European mink)
Lineage: Eukaryota; Metazoa; Chordata; Mammalia; Carnivora; Mustelidae
Gene: SDC2
Product: syndecan 2
Biological process (GO): cell migration; dendrite morphogenesis
Cellular component (GO): membrane; cell surface
Source: RefSeq, a predicted model, not a curated record